This is a messenger RNA of Echinostoma caproni, 179 nucleotides long. The record is from the annotation of a GenBank genome assembly. Lineage: Eukaryota; Metazoa; Platyhelminthes; Trematoda; Plagiorchiida; Echinostomatidae.
UUCGGUUGGCUUGGGCCUGCCGAAGGCUUGGGGUCUACACCCACAGUGGACAAUCUGGCUCCGGCAAUGGUUGUUGGGCGCGGUUGUAUCCACCGUUUAGACUACAUGCGUCCGCAUUCCGGACCAGGUUGAGGAUCGCACCCAUUGCCUCACCUACACACACUGUGUAUUAUUAUUAA